Molecule: messenger RNA, 3987 nt
Organism: Camellia sinensis
Lineage: Eukaryota; Viridiplantae; Streptophyta; Magnoliopsida; Ericales; Theaceae
Source: RefSeq, a predicted model, not a curated record
CACUUGCGUGUCAGCCUCUACCCAUUUCCCGCGAAAACCUCUGCUAUCUCCUCUCUCUCUCUCUCUCUCUCAUCUGCAUCAAACUUUAAAUCCUUGUCUUGAAUAACAAACACUACAUUACGUUACAAAUCUGUAUGUAUUUACCGAUAUUAUUAAAAUUUUGGAUUUUUUUUAAUCCAGAAUCGAUCAAUUCUCUCCCUCUUUCUAUAUCCGUUAUUCUCUCUCUCUCUCUCUCUCCCUCUCUCAUGGAUUUAUACUUUCUCUUUCCUGAAUUGUUCCAUUUAUCCACCUUUCUCUCUCUUCAUCCCAACCCUACAAUCUCUCUUUCUCUCCCAAAACUUUGAAUUAUUAUCUCGUUCUCACACUAGAAUUUACUGUAUCCACUCAUGACGACGCCAUGAAAGAGCCGAAUCUUCAAAUCUUCAACCACCAUCAAUGUCGACUCCACCUCCUUAUUCAGAGAAUUCCGAACCAGAACCAAACACCACCGACACGGCGGACUCAUCACCACUGAGGUUGAAGCUGAGGAAGAUCCCUCCGAUUCCGGUUCGCCGGAGCCACAGCAAGGGCGAGAUUGAGGAUGCAAACGACGAAGAUGUCGGUGAUGCUGAAUCGGAAUGUGAGGAUGAGUCCAUAAUUCUUGCGUCCUCUCUCGGUCUCAAUCACAUUCGAACUCGCUCGGCUUCCCUGCCUUCGCCUCUUCGAUUCUCGUCCUCGCUUGCCAAUCCUUCAAACAAGGAUGAAGUCGGUCCUCGGUCCAAAUCGUCCAUUCCUCAUCACAAUGCCACAUCCUUAGAACCAGGUAAAAAGGUCCAAUGGAGUCAAUCCAAAUCCUUAAGAGCCCCAUCAUCCCUCAGUCUGGGACUGGAGGGUCAUCAUGCAGCUUUUGCCAAGGAAAUCCAAUCUCCACGAUUCCAGGCUAUACUGCGUGUUACAAGUGGACGUAAAAAGAGAGCGGCAGAUAUCAAGAGCUUUUCUCAUGAACUCAAUUCCAAAGGAGUGCGGCCUUUUCCAUUCUGGAAGUCUCGUCCAUUUGGUCAUAUGGAGGAAAUUAUGGUAAUGGUCAGGGCAAAAUUUGACAGAUUGAAGGAAGAGGUUAACUCUGACUUAGGUAUCUUUGCAGGAGAUUUGGUGGGUAUACUUGAACAAACUUCAGAUUCACAUCCUGAAUGGAAAGAGAGUUUGGAGGAUUUGUUAGUUACAACCGGGUUUUGUGCAAAAAUGUCGCCAAGUGAUUUUUGGUUGAAAUGUGAAGGCAUUGUACAGAAUUUGGACGACCAGCGUCAGGAGCUACCAAUGAGCACACUUAAACAAUUAUAUACCCGCCUUUUAUUUAUCCUCACUCGAUGCACUCGGCUUGUGCAGUUUCAAAAAGAGAGUGGUUAUGAAGAAGACCACAUUCUGGGUCUGCACCAACUCAGUGACCUUGGAGUGUAUCCGGAACAAUUCUUUGGACCCUCACACAAAGACUUCAAUGACUCAAUGGAGGGAAAGGAAGCGACUGAAACGCAACCCAAGAAAGGAUAUGGGCAGGAACAAAACAAUAUAGCUAUUAAACAUAAUCAAGUAAAUCAAGACUUUGCUAGCGGAGGUGACACUGGAGAGGUUAGCACUGACAAAAGUGUUGCUUCCUCCACUGGCAGCUAUAGGAUGUCAGCCUGGAAGAAACUUCCAUCUGCAGCUGAAAAGAAUCAAAAAGGCCCAGGUUCUGUUGACACCCCAUCUAAGGAAAAAUUGUAUAGCUCGCAUGUUAAAGAUGAAACAGCUGGUGUUGAUGAUAAUAUUGAUAAUCUGGAUACUCCCUUGUGCACUUAUGAAAAUUCAGAGACAUCAUCAAAAGUACGAAAAGUUACCUCGGCAUUUCUAGGUGAUCAACACCAUGUAACAUAUGACAAUUUAUUUAUCUGUCGGAUAUGUGAGGUUGAAAUACCAACCGUACAUGUAGGGGAGCACUCUAGAAUUUGUACAAUUGCUGAUAGAUGUGACUUAAAAGGUUUAACUGUAAAUGAACGACUUGAAAGAGUUGCAGAAACUCUUGAAAGGAUAUUGGAGUCUUGGACACCAAAGAGCUCAGAUGGUGAAAUAGGAAGUCCGGAGGUUGCAAGAGUGUCUACUUCAAGUACACCUGAAGAUUUAGCUGAGUUGUCACCCAAGCAAGUCAACUUUUCUCAUCACUGCUCUGAAGAAAUGCUUGAUCGUGCUCCUGAAGCUGAUAAUGCAUUUGUGAUGGAUGAUCUGAACAUUUUCCCUGACAUGUCAUGUGAAACUCGUGCCCUUUCACCUGAUCUAGGCAAGAAAGCCUCAUCAGCAGGAAGCUUAACGCCACGAUCACCAUUAGUUACCCCAAGAACAAGCCAAAUUGAAUUGCUAUUGAGUGGACGGGGAACAAUGUUGGAGCAUGAAAAUGGUCAGCAGAUAAACAAGCUAGUGGAUAUUGCUCGAUCUGUAGCCAAUGUAAACACUAACGACUACAGUGCCUUGGAGUAUUUGCUUGACCGUCUAGAAAACCUAAAAUAUGCCAUCCAAGACAGGAAAGUGGAUGCCCUUGUUGUCGAAACCUUUGGAAGAUGUUUAGAGAAACUAUUGCAGGAAAAAUAUGUCCGUCUUUGUGGGCAAAUAGAAGAUGAAAAAGUAGAAUCAUCAAAUAUCAUUGCGGAUGAAGAUAGUUCUGCGGAAGAUGAUAUAAUUCGUAGUUUGCGAACAAGCCCUAUCAAUCCUUCUAAGGAUAGGACAUCCAUAGAAGAUUUUGAAAUAAUAAAACCAAUCAGCAGAGGUGCGUUUGGUCGAGUUUUCCUGGCAAGGAAAAGGGCAACUGGGGACUUAUUUGCUAUAAAGGUUUUAAAAAAGGCUGAUACGAUUCGUAAAAAUGCAGUUGAAAGCAUUUUGGCUGAGCGUAAUAUCUUAAUAUCACUUCGCAAUCCUUUUGUGGUCCGAUUUUUCUACUCCUUCACAUGUAGGGAAAAUCUUUAUUUGGUCAGAUUAAAUGGAGGAGAUCUUUACUCUUUGCUGAGAAAUCUAGGGUGCUUAGAUGAAGACAUGGCACGCAUAUAUAUGGCAGAACUUGUUCUUGCACUGGAAUAUUUGCAUUCGUUAAAUGUCAUUCACAGAGACCUAAAGCCUGAUAACUUGUUGAUAGGUCCAGAUGGUCACAUCAAGUUGACAGAUUUUGGGCUCUCCAAGGUAGGUCUCAUAAACAGCACAGAUGACUUUUCAGGUCCAGCAGUUAGUAGUACGACUUUUCUUGGGGACGAUGAACCAAAAAUUGCAUCACAAUCAUUCAUUAAAAGAGAACAGCGCCAAAAGCACUCAAUUGUUGGCACCCCUGACUAUUUGGCACCUGAGAUACUUCUUGGCAUGGGACAUGGUGCAACUGCAGAUUGGUGGUCUGUGGGUGUUAUUCUUUUUGAACUCCUUGUAGGAAUUCCUCCUUUUAAUGCAGACCAUCCACAGAAAAUAUUUGACAACAUUAUGAAUAGAGAUAUACCCUGGCCCAAAAUACCAGAGGAAAUGAGCUAUGAAGCAUAUGACUUAAUUGACAAAUUGCUGAUAGAAAAUCCAGGUCAAAGAUUAGGUGCAACAGGGGCCAGAGAGGUAAAGCAACAUUUUUUCUUUAAGGAUAUCAACUGGGACACACUUGCAAGGCAGAAGGCCAUGUUUAUACCUUCAGCUGAAGCACUUGACACUAGUUAUUUUAUGAGCCGCUACGUUUGGAACCCAGAAGAUGAAAAUGUUGGUGGUGGCAGUGACUUUGAUGACAUGACUGAAACAUGUAGUAUUUCUUGCAGCAGUGGUUCAUGCUACACACAAGAUGAAGAUGGGGAUGAAUGCGGACAUUUGGCUGAAUUCAAUGCUCCAACCCUUAGUGUGCAGUACUCAUUUAGUAAUUUCUCGUUUAAGAACUUGUCUCAGUUGGCUUCCAUCAACUAUGAUUUGGUUGUGAAGAACGCUAAGGAAUUACCAGAUGCAUCUUAACAAUCCAUUCCAUGA